AUGUGGUCAUCUCAUCCAUUGCACGGCGUCAAAGUCGUUGAGCUAGCUGGACUCGCACCUGGCCCCUUUGCCGGCCUCCUCCUUGCCGACUACGGUGCUUCCGUGCUUCGAAUUGACCGCGCAGCCAACAAGACACUUCCUCCUACUGGCGACUCCCUUACACGCCACAAAUCUUCGAUAUGCAUGGAUCUAAAGGACGCACGGUCUCGGGAACUGCUACUCUCCAUACUACUGCAAGCCGAUGUCUUGAUCGACCCUUUCCGGCCAGGUGUGCUCGAACGACUCGGUCUGUCACCUACUGAUGUUCUCCUCAAGCACAAUCCACGCCUCAUCGUUGCUCGCAUGACUGGUUUUCGACGCGAUGGAAAGUACAAGGAUAUGGCCGGACAUGAUAUCAACUACAUCGCCGUAUCUGGCGUACUUUCCAUGCUGGGACGUACUGGCGAGACUCCAUUUGCGCCUGGAAACAUAUUAGGAGAUUUCGCUGGUGGUGGCGCCAUGUGUUUUGUUGGUAUUUUAUUGGCACUCAUAUCCCGAUCAGCUACGGGCAAAGGGCAGGUGGUUGAGGCGAACAUGGUAGAUGGAGCGGCAUAUUUGGCGACCAUGCCCAGAUUAGCAAGAAAGACCCCCGUAUGGAGUGAACCUAGGGGCACGAAUUUGUUGGAUGGUGGCUGUCCGUAUUACGACACAUACGAAACGAAGGACAAAGGAAAAUACUUUGCUGUUGGAGCACUGGAGCCACAAUUCUAUGCAGCGCUUUUGAAAGGAUUGGGUUUUAGUAGAAAGGAUGUUCCUGCAAGAGAAGACCGGGACAAUUGGCCAGCCCUUAGAGAGAUAUUCACAAAGAGAUUCAGGGAAAAGACCCGCGCAGAAUGGGAAGAAAUCUUUGAUGGCACCGACGCCUGUGCGACUCCUGUAUUGGAGCAGGAUGAAUUGGAAGCGAAGGGCUUUGAUCAGAGGCUUCCUGUUACAUUGGUGAGCACACCCGGCAAGUCUUUCAAGGCAGACGAAGCAGGCUGGGAGGGCGGUGGACUGCUUGCUGGUGAUGGCGGUGAGACACGGUUGAAGGAAUGGUUUGGUUGGACCAAGGGGAAGGAGUACCAGGAGAACAAUGGGAUACUGGUUUCAGCCAAGGGCGUGUCCAAGCUGUGA
This is a messenger RNA of Talaromyces amestolkiae, 1152 nucleotides long. RefSeq lists its product as uncharacterized. Gene Ontology annotation, molecular function: catalytic activity. Lineage: Eukaryota; Fungi; Ascomycota; Eurotiomycetes; Eurotiales; Trichocomaceae. The record is from RefSeq and is a predicted model, not a curated record. The transcript is spliced from 2 exons. The coding region runs from base 1 to 1152 and encodes 383 amino acids.